AAAAAAAUCUUUACUCAGUUUUCGAAUUCUCUCGAAUCCAAAGAAUGUUAAGAUGCCGCAGAUGAGCAAAUAAGACCCUGAUCCCAGGUCGAACAUAAAUUAAGAACCCCAAAUUGCAGGCCGAAAUUCGAAAUUGCAGUGGGAGAUGGAAGAUGGGCCAGGUAGGUGUCUGGAUAUUGGCCGAUAACCGGUAAGCAAGGCGACCAGCAAUUCCAAUUCCAUUUCAUUUUGGCAAUAUAAAGGCUGUCUUCGCUGACUCUGAGUCAAAUCAAAGUCAGCCUCCCAUCCAGACAGCAGCAUGAUCAAGAUUGGCAUCAUCUCUUUGGCUUUUUGCCUGGCGGUUGUUCUGAGUGCUCCGCUGGAUCAUGACAGCACCACCGCCCAGCCACCGGUGGCCAUUCUCGAGUCAUCCCACGAGAAGCACGAGGAUGGGUCCUACAAUUUCUCCUACCUCAGCGAGGAUGGCACCCACCGCAGAGAGGAGGCGGUGGUACGGAACCAGGGCACCGAAAACGAGUAUCUCGAGAUCAGCGGCUCCUACUCCUACUUCGAUGCCACUGGAAAGGAAGUAACCGUCACCUACAAGGCCGAUGACCACGGGUUUGUGCCCGAGGGUGGGGCUAUCCUGCCCCAGAUUUCACUGGCCGCCAAACAGGUCAGCGAGCAGGUGUCGGAGCCGGAUCUUGAUUAUGAUAAGCCCCCUAAGGUCUAAUAA
Drosophila takahashii is the source of this 715-nucleotide messenger RNA. It is a transcript of the gene Cpr78E, whose product is annotated as Cuticular protein 78E. The record is from RefSeq and is a predicted model, not a curated record. Gene Ontology annotation, cellular component: chitin-based extracellular matrix. NCBI's taxonomy places the organism in Eukaryota, Metazoa, Arthropoda, Insecta, Diptera, Drosophilidae. Gene Ontology annotation, molecular function: structural constituent of chitin-based larval cuticle.